Molecule: messenger RNA, 1296 nt
Organism: Letharia lupina
Lineage: Eukaryota; Fungi; Ascomycota; Lecanoromycetes; Lecanorales; Parmeliaceae
Exons: 9
Coding region: 1-1296 (431 amino acids)
Biological process (GO): rRNA base methylation
Cellular component (GO): nucleus
Molecular function (GO): 23S rRNA (adenine(1618)-N(6))-methyltransferase activity
Source: RefSeq, a predicted model, not a curated record
AUGAUGGCAAAGAGAAACAUAUACGAGGAGGAUGUCGACUUCGCUGUCUUGGCCCUUCAAUCUCCUGCUUUCAAUAAAUAUUUGAAAUCGAACGGACAGCUGGAUUUCAGCAACCCGGACGCAGUACAACAGCUCACGAAAAGCCUGCUGGAGCGAGAUUUUGGCAUCAAGCUCGACCUACCUGAUGACCGUCUAUGCCCGCCAGUCCCUAAUCGGUUUAAUUACAUCCUAUGGAUCCAGGAUCUGCUCGAUACUACCAGCAACAGAUACAGCGACCGCUAUGAUGCCGAGCGGACGGUUACUGGACUUGACAUAGGAACUGGAGCAAGCUGCAUUUACCCUUUGCUUGGCUGUUCUCAGAGGCCGAAGUGGAGAUUUGCUGUCACCGAUAUCGAUGAGAAGAACAUGACCUAUGCCAAGCGCAACAUUCUCCAAAACAAUCUCAAAUCCCGGAUACGUCCUCUUCAAACCCAGCCAAAUGAUCCACUGGUACCUCUUGACGCGUUUGGCCUCAGAAGCAUUGACUUUACUAUCUGCAACCCGCCAUUCUACUCUUCUACCUCCGAUCUCCUGUCGUCAGCCGCCGCAAAGUCCAGGCCACCAUGCUCAGCCUGUACAGGUGCUGAUGUUGAGAUGGUCACACCUGGAGGCGAGGUUGCAUUCGUGAGCCGGAUGAUCGACGAGAGUAAGGUACUCAAGGACCGCUGCCAAUGGUACACUAGCAUGCUAGGGAAAUACAGCAGCGUUGAGAUUGUUGUUGGGAAUCUGAGAGGCGCGGGUGUCGACAAUUGGGCGGUCAAAGACCUGGUGCAAGGGAAUAAAACGAGACGCUGGGCUGUAGCAUGGAGUUGGGGAAGUAUGCGGCCAAGUCACGACGCUGCAAGAGGUACCUCUACACUUCCCAAGCAUCUACUCCCUUUUCCUUCAGAGUCCUCGUUUACUGUCGAGACAUCAAUCGAGAGCUGUUCACAUCGUCUGAACGCCACGCUUCAAGCGCUUGAACUACGAUGGCAGUAUCGCCCAAUUAUGGCCACAGGGGUUGGCUUUGCCAAAGGAAGUGUUUGGUCCCGAGCAGCAAGGCGCAAGCAGCAACAGAGUCCUACCGACUCUGUGGAAAAAGACCAGGCCAUGGAUCAGGAUGAUGAAAACGGCGAACCAGCCCUCGGCUUCAAGAUUCAGCUAAGGAAGGAGAAUCAGGGUGGAGUUGGAGUCAUGGUCCGAUGGUUGCAGGGCAGAGACAGCGUGCUUUUCGAGAGCUUUUGUGGAAUGCUGAAACGGCAGCUCAAGGCAUCAUGA